This is a messenger RNA of Raphanus sativus (radish), 918 nucleotides long. RefSeq lists its product as uncharacterized. The transcript is spliced from 6 exons. The record is from RefSeq and is a predicted model, not a curated record. NCBI's taxonomy places the organism in Eukaryota, Viridiplantae, Streptophyta, Magnoliopsida, Brassicales, Brassicaceae. The coding region runs from base 137 to 583 and encodes 148 amino acids.
CCACAAAAUCUUUCUUAGAGCAAACUUUCUCUUGUCUCUUUCCUUCCUCCUUUGAACACAUUUCCCUUAGCUAUAAAGGACUAACCCUUUGACAUAUAAGAACAAGUACACGACAUAAAGUUGCAAAGAGCGGUCCAUGGACAAGAAAAAGUCAGUAGCUGGUUCAUCUUCAUCCUCCUCUUCUUCAUCUUUCGAUCAUCUUUUUGGUCCAAGAGUCUCUUCCUCGUCUUCUUCAUCAACAACAGGAUUGUUCCAAUCCAUUUUCUCACCGCCCUCAAUUGGGACGCAAGCGGACUUGGCAAAUCGAAAUGGAGCUACCAUUUAUGAACAUUCGAAUUUUGGGAUUUCAUAUGAAAGAGGAGAAAGGAGAAAAAAUAAGGAGAAAAAGAAUUACCAAAAUGAAGAAACACAACCACCAUGCAACUUGAGUUCAUCCAUUUACUAUGGAGGCCAAGAAAACUAUCCUUCUUCAACACCACCACAAUCAACAAACAAUCCAAAUGCUUAUAAGAAAGAUGGAGAGGAAGGCGAUUCUGAAAGUGCUUCAAGAGGAAACUGGUGGGAAGGAUCAGUUUACUACUAAGUAUCAAUUCUAGCCGAUGAUGCACUAUAAACAAAGGAACCCUAAUCAAGUGAAUAUGGAAGUUGACGUGCUGAAAUAUACCUAACGUUGAAAAGAAUAUUCAUAUAUAUAAGAAGUAAUGGAAAAUUAUAUAGAUGUCUUAUUAAAAAAAAGAGAAGAAAAAUAUCGUAUAAUAUAUUAUAAGAUGAGAUUAACGUCUAUUUGACUAUGUAAUAUAAAGGGAGUAGACUCGUUCUUUUUUUUUUGCAAACAAGUAGACUCGUUCUUGUUGUUCUUUUAUGUUUCGACGAAGGCAACAAGUUAUACAAUUCUCUUUUUACUGAAAUCAAAGCCUA